CCGUGGCAGCCCGACCUCAACUUCUUCGAGUGGGACUGGGGGGCGCUGUCAAGCAUCAGCAACUCAGGAAAACCAUCAAGAAAUGGUGUGGGGUCUCUUUCCCGUCGACCCUCUCCCAGGUGAAGAUAGAUACUACUUUUUCAGCAAAGGGACUUACAAAGUUGGUCGCAAAGGAUGUGAUAUAAUCAUAAACAAAGACAAAGGUGUUUCGAGGAUACAUGCGGAGAUUGUGAUAGAUGAAAUGGUUUGCUUCGAUAAUCCACAGAGACAAUCUUCAGAUAUAUCCUCGAAAGUUCGGAUAAGGGACUGCUCUAAGUAUGGAACAUUUGUCAAGAAGAAUCUGGGGUCAAAGGAGAAGGUUCACGAGUUUCCAGAAAAAGAGACAAUGCUCAAGGAUGGGGACCUGGUUUCUUUUGGAACUGGAAAUGCAACCUAUAGAUUUGGUUAUGUUCCCUUCAUAUUUUUGUAUUGCUGUUCAAAGGAUUUGCAAGUCAAGGACCCCCUUCGACAGAAGAUAUUGUCAAUAGGUGCUUGUGUUGCUCAAGAGUGGAGUUUAAAGUGCACACAUGUGCUGAUUGAUGAUUUGGUUCCUUUGAAGGAAGAGUUAAUUGAUGCUAUUGUGGCUAAAAAACCUUUCAUCUCCUUUGACUGGAUUGAGUUUAUUGCAGGGAAAAACAUAUGCACGGAAAUUCCAAGCUAUUCGUCUUAUUCUCCGACACUUUUGCUGGAAGAAGCAUCUGUCAGAGUUGCAGACCCUCAAUCUCGAGACAAUUGUUUGAAUGGAUAUACUUUUUUGUUGGAGUCAAGAAAUAAGUAUAGACACAAGGACAAGUUGCAACCACUACUGGAAGUGGGUGGUGCAAAAGUUGCUUCCCUGGAAGGUUUCUGCAUUGAUAGCCAAGUAUUGGAGGAAGAAGGAAUUAGACAUGUGGUAAGGGUAAUUCCUACUGGAGCAACCAGCAGUUCAAACGGCUCUCAGAGCAUUAGGUCACUGCCUAGUGUAAAUGAGAUGGAUUUGAUUUCAGCCGUCUUAUCCGGACAUCUGGAUCCUUUGAUCAUUGUAUCACCUCCUGUGCUUGUCACUUCUUCAUGCUCCACAGAUGAGACAGUGGUGGCAGAUUCUGAUGAAGAAGUGGAAACUGCCACAGCCGUUCACACCUCAACUGCUGUCUAUUCAGUAGAAUCCUCUGAGCAUGACAGCAAAGAGAUGACAGAUUUACAUAUGAUAGAAUCCACUCAGCAUGAUAGCGGAGAAGAAACUGCAAUCAAUGUAAUAGAAUCUACUGAAACUGAUAGGAAGGGAAAUAUUACUCUGGCUAGUGUAAAUGCCAUUGAACAUGAGAUCAAAGAGGAGAUACCAUGCAAUAAUGUGUCCAUUAAAUGGUCUGAAGGUGCUUCUUUCACUGGCUUGAGGAACAGAGAUGGUAGAACAGGAUCGAGAUUAGAAAAAGUUGAAGAGUCAGAAUGUGGGAACGUGGAUGUUAUAUACAGCCAAGAUCUUAUCGUAAGAGAUUCUCUAUCAGCAUCAGUUCAUUUUUCUACAAAUGAUGCUGUCAUAAAUUUUAAACGUUUCCGAAAGAGGGAGACUCCGUCUGGAAAUAGUUUCAGCAGUCUCAUUCCAUUCUCAAAGGAUCCUUACAAAGAAUCGGACUAUGGAAAUGAGGAAGUAGCUGAAUAUCUGAAAGAAGAGAAAAAGAGAAAACAAAUGGAAGCCUUAGCAGAGGACUUAUUUAAAUAUGAGAAGGGGAGAAGACGGAAUGCAGCUGGCUCUCGCACAGGACUUGUUGCUUAUACUUGACUUCCUGGUCUCUGCCUUCUUAUGACAUUUUUGGCAAACUCUACAAACUCGAUCGGACGGUAUUUUCUCCCCGUAUAAUAUGAGGAGUUUAUAUUCGCAAUGAGUUGGUAUAAUUGUAGAGUUCAAGAGAGGUAGUAUAUUGAUGAGAAUGAUUUGCGAAUGAUGGGAUGGAAAUAGCUUUAUAUGUAGUAAUGUAGUAGUUCAUUAUUUUCUUGAAGUUCAA
Messenger RNA from Coffea eugenioides, 2021 nucleotides. RefSeq names its product nijmegen breakage syndrome 1 protein. Gene Ontology annotation, cellular component: Mre11 complex. Gene Ontology annotation, molecular function: damaged DNA binding; protein binding. The record is from RefSeq and is a predicted model, not a curated record. Gene Ontology annotation, biological process: mitotic G2 DNA damage checkpoint signaling; double-strand break repair via homologous recombination. Lineage: Eukaryota; Viridiplantae; Streptophyta; Magnoliopsida; Gentianales; Rubiaceae. The transcript is spliced from 14 exons. The coding region runs from base 83 to 1798 and encodes 571 amino acids.